Messenger RNA from Tetrahymena thermophila SB210, 267 nucleotides. RefSeq lists its product as hypothetical. The transcript has a single exon. The record is from RefSeq and is a predicted model, not a curated record. Lineage: Eukaryota; Ciliophora; Oligohymenophorea; Hymenostomatida; Tetrahymenidae.
AUGAGCAGUAUUAAUUAAUUCAAAUAUUUGUAUUACGAAGAUACGAAUGAUGAUAAUCAGUAACCAGAUGAUGAAAUAGAAGCUUUAAUAAUAGAUGAAGAUAUUGAAUAGUAAAAUUAAAAUCAAGUACAAUAAAAUAACAUAUAAAAUUAAAUAACUAAAAAUUAACAAUUACAACAACAACAAAAAUAAGAAUAAUAAUAAUAAUAAUAACAACAAUAAAAAUAGCAAUAAAAAUAGAUAACAACACAAUAAGCUGAUUAAUGA